AUGGAUGACGACUCGAUGAGCGAUGUGCCGAGCUUCCACAUGUCGGACGAUGAGUCUGAUAACUUUGCUCCCGUAAAAGCUAAAUCGAAGACUACUGUAAAGAAAACUGCAGCACCAAAAGCGAAAGAACCAAAAGCAAAACCACUAAAGGCAGCAAAGGAGCCAAAAGCUCCGAAAGCCCCAAAGGCCACCAAGGCCACGAAAACAGCAAAAACCAUACAAACCACCCUUAACAUGGCCCCCAAAAAGCGCGCGAGGUCUGGAAGCGAUGAUGAGGACCAACAAUCGGACAACGACUCCUCAAACACUGCUUCCCAGUUGUCCAACACCCCGCCAAAUUCGAAGAAGCAGAAGAAAGCUCCCGCUGCCAAAAGACAGAGUAGUGAAGCCCUGCAUGAUAUUGAGAACGAAAGCAUAAUGGAGAUAGAACCAAAACCAAAGAAGACGAAAACUUCCACGGAACAAUACCAGAAACUCACUCAACUAGAGCACAUCAUCAAGCGUCCAGAUACCUAUAUUGGCUCUGUUGAGAAGACAGAGCAGACCAUGUGGGUAUUCAACUCAGAGACUAAGGAGAUGGAGCUUCGGAAGGUCACAUUUGUCCCCGGUCUGUACAAGAUCUUCGACGAGAUUAUGGUCAAUGCCGCGGACAACAAGCAAAACGACCCUAACAUGAAAAAUUUAAAGGUGGUUGUGGAUCGUGAGAAGGGUGAAAUUAGUGUUGAGAACGACGGUAGAGGUAUUCCAGUUGAAAUCCACGAGAAAGAAAAGAUUUACAUCCCCGAGAUGAUCUUUGGACAUCUCCUCACUGGUUCCAACUACGAUGAUGAUGAAGCCAAAACAACUGGUGGUCGUAAUGGUUACGGAGCAAAGCUUUGUAACAUUUUCAGUACCGAAUUCACGUUGGAAACACAGGACUCUAACAGCGGCAAGAGGUAUAAGCAAACCUGGGCAGAUAAUAUGAGCAAAAUGGGCAAGGCGAAGAUCUCAUCUAGCAAAAAUGCCGAUUUUACUAGAGUCACCUUCACUCCGGAUUGGAAAAAAUUCAAGAUGACAGGAAUUGAUGAUGAUUUCGAGGCCAUGGUGAAGCGCCGAGUGUAUGACAUGGCUGGUGUUGUCAAAGGUGUCAAAGUUUACCUCAAUGGAACACAGAUCAAGCUUGACUUCAAAAAGUACAUCGAGAUGUACGCCAAGGCAAUCAACAAGGAACGUGGCUCUGAAGAUACAAGCGCAAAUACCGUCAUCGUCGAGGAUUCAAAAGGUCAUCCAAAAUGGGAAGUCGGUUUUGCUGUUUCCGAUGGUUCCUUCCAACAAGUAUCAUUCGUCAACUCAAUUGCUACAACUUCCGGUGGCACUCAUGUUAAUUAUAUUGCCGAUCAGAUUUGCGAUAAGUUGCUAGAGGUCGUAAAGAAAAGGAAUCCUAAAGGUGCACUUUUGAAGGCAAACCAAGUUCGCAAUCAUAUCUUUUUGUUUGUCAACUGUCUCAUUACAAACCCUGCUUUUACCUCGCAAACAAAAGAGCAAUUGACUACGAGAAAACCACAAUUCGGGUCCAAAUGCACUUUAACGGAGGAAUUUUUGAAGAAGAUUGGCAAGACCGAAGCUGUAGAGAACAUUCUCAAUUUCGCAGCAAAGAAGGCCGAUUUGGAAUUGGCAAAGAGUGAUGGAAAUAGGCGCUCACGUAUGAAUAAUCCCAAGCUCGUGGAUGCAAAUUUGGCUGGAACAAAGCGUGGCCACGAAUGCACCUUGAUUCUCACCGAAGGUGACUCUGCCAAGGGUCUUGCAGUUGCUGGCCGAGCUGUUCUCGAUCCAGACCGUAUAGGUGUUUUCCCUCUUCGUGGAAAACUGCUCAACGUCCGCGAUGCUUCACACGACCAGAUUGCAAAGAACGCUGAAAUCCAGAAUAUCAAACAAUUCUUGGGGUUAAAGCACAAAACCGUUUACAAGGACACUUUAGGUCUUCGAUAUGGACAUCUAAUGAUCAUGGCAGAUCAGGAUCACGAUGGUAGUCAUAUCAAAGGGUUGUUGAUCAACUUUUUACAAGUGCAGUAUCCCAGUUUACUGAAACUGCCCGAGUUCUUCCGAGAGUUCAUUACUCCAAUUGUUAAAGUAUGGAAAGGACCAAACCCCAAUAAGCCUACGAACUUGCGAUCCUUUUUCACCAUACCUGAAUACGAGGAAUGGAAAGAAGCUCAUGCUAACGACAAGGGAUGGAAGCAUAAAUACUAUAAGGGACUGGGUACAAGCAAAGCUGAAGAUGCGCAAAUCUAUUUCAGCAAUCUUGACGUCCAUUUAAGGGAAUUUGAAGUCAUUAAACCAGAAGAAGAAGAGAUGUUGGAUCUUGCUUUUUCGAAGAAGAAAGCAGAUUCUCGUAAGACAUGGCUAGGAAACUUUGUCCCCGGUACCUACCUGGACCACACGGAUAAAAUGCUCACGUAUGAUAACUUCAUCAACAAGGAGUUGAUUCUUUUCAGUAUGGCGGAUAACCUCCGUUCCAUUCCUUCCGUCAUUGACGGUCUUAAGCCUGGACAACGGAAAGUCAUGUAUGCUUGCUUCAAGCGCAACCUUACAAAUGACAUGAAAGUUGUUGAACUCGCUGGAUACGUCAGUCAGGUCUCGGCCUAUCACCAUGGUGAGGCCUCGAUGCAAAUGACUAUUGUUGGCCUUGCUCAAAAUUUUGUCGGUUCGAACAAUGUUAACUGUCUAGAGCCAAGUGGAAAUUUCGGAAGUAGACUUCAGGGAGGUAGCGAUGCUGCUAGCGCUCGUUACAUUUUCACAAGACUAUCACCCUUUGCCAGACGAGUAUACUCUGCACUUGAUGACCCGGUUUUGGAAUACAACGUUGAUGAUGGUCGCUCAAUUGAGCCUGUCACUUACUUCCCAGUUGUUCCUAUGGUUCUGAUUAACGGCGCUGAUGGUAUUGGUACUGGUUGGAGUACAAACAUUCCAAAUUAUCAUCCCGUGGAGAUUGUAAAUAACCUGAAGCGCCGCAUGGGUCGUCUAGAUGAUAGUGGUGAAGAAAAACCAUUUGAAACAAUGAUGCCGUGGUUCCGGGGGUGGAAGGGCACUGCUGAACCUGCCGGUCCAGAUCGUUACAAAUUCAAUGGUAUCAUCCGAGAGACUGGCGACACUGAAGUUGAGAUUACAGAGUUACCUAUUCGCAUGUGGACCGACGACUUUAAAGCUAAGCUUGAGGAGAUUAUCAAAGCCGAAAAGGUUCCGUCAUUCAUCAAAGAUUAUAAGGAAUUCAACGACCACAAAACUGUGCAUAUGAUCAUCCAGAUGGACGACAAACAUAUGAAGGCUGCUCUGGUAGAGGGGUUAGCGGAAAAGUUCAAGCUAAACAAGACCGUCGCUACUUCUAACCUGGUGGCCUUUGACCACAGGGGUCAAAUUCGAAAGUACGAGAAAGUUGAAGAUAUCCUCGAGGAGUUUUACGAGCAACGUUUUAAGAUGUACACUGUUAGGAAAGCAUAUUGGGUGAACAAACUCAAUGUGGAAUAUCGCAAGCUCACCAACCAAGCCCGAUUCGUGACUGAAAUUAUCGAGAAUAAGUUGAUUGUUUCGAAGAAGAAGAAGCCAGUCCUUGUUGCAGAACUUCGAAAGCGCGGGUAUGAGGGAUUUCCCAAGGUCAGCGAAGCAAAGAAAGCUGGCGAAACCGAUGAUGUAGUCGAAAAUGAGGAAGAAGUGGGCAUUGAUGAAGAUGCUGGAGCUAGAGACUUUGAUUAUCUUCUCGGCUUGCCAAUUUGGUCUCUUACCCAAGAACGUGUCGACAAACUAAACAAGCAGAAGGACGACAAGAAAGACGAAAUUGACACACUAGAAAGGCUCAGUGAAAAAGACUUGUGGUGUGAAGAUCUUGAUGCAUUUGUCUUAGAGUGGGAAGACCAACUCAAACAAGAUGCUGAGAUUAGCAAGGCUAUUCGCAACACAAACCGACGUCGUUCAAACAAGAUUGGAGCCGGUGGAAAGCCUGGUGGUAGAGGUCGGCCCAGGAAUGAAGAUGAGGAAUUUACUGUUGGUGCAAAGAAAAAGGCUCCAGCUAAGGCCUUGAAAGCCGACCCAAUGAAGGGAGUCACAAAGGUUGAGAGCAAGCCCCAUCAGGGUUUCAUGGAUAUGUUCUCUAACAAACCUAAAUCGAAAUCAGUUGGGCGCUUUGAUGGUGGCGAUGAUUCGGGCAUGUCUGAUGAUGAUUUUGCGGCGUUGGCGGCUCCAGAAGCGAAUGCCCCUAAAGUUGAUGCCGGUGCUGGACGAACCAAGCGUGCAGCAGCUGCUGCACCAAAGAAAUGGAUAGUGGAUGAUGAUGAGGAGGGUGAAAGUGAUGACAAUCUUCUUGGCGAUAUUGAUAAUAUGGUCAAGGGCAUUGGUGGUAACGAUAAAGAAGUCGCUGCUACGGGAAGUUCGAGACUUUCCUUGUUUGCGAUGUCAACAAGUAAUGGAGACAGACCUGGUAGCAGCACAGGUUUACCCAAGCCCAAACCUAAGCCUGGCAAGGUAAUCGACCUUUCCGAAGACGAGACCAACUAUGAAAUGCUUGCUAGAAGUUCCCCUCAAAAGGCUCCGGCUAAAGAUGAGGUUGAUGGUCUUUUGUCUUCUGACGAAGACAUUAUUCCGAUCGUCCCGAAGAAGGCUCCUGCUCAGAAAGCAAAGGCAGCGAAAGAAGCACCGAAGCCUAAGAAAGCGCCUGUUGCUAAGAAGCAAGUUGCCGUUGCAGAAUCCAAGCCUGCUCCUCUUUCACCAGCCGCGAAGGCAUAUGCAGCGAAACAAAACCGCCUCCAGCAGAUUUCUAAGACAAUCGGCUAUAGUGAGUAUGAAAGUGAGGAGAAGGACAUGGAGGAAGCGUCAUCACCGCCGCCAAAGCCCGCCGCCAAAGGUAGACAAGCCAACUCAAAGACAACUGUUACUAAAUAUGCCAUCAGUGACGGAUCAGAUGAAGACAUUGGAAUGGAAGAUGCCGCACCACCCAAAAAAGCUCCCAAAGGUAAAUCUGCUUCUAAGACGACUGAUACCAGUGACGACGAGGAAGACUCCAUUGCCCCUGCUCCCAAAAGGGGUGCCAAAUCCAAGGCUACCCCCAAGAAGUUCGUCGUCAGCGAUGAUGAGGACGAGUCGAUUGCCCCUGCUCCCAAAAGGGGUGCCAAAUCCAAGGCUGCCCCCAAGAAGUUCGUCGUCAGCGAUGAUGAGGACGAGUCAAUUGCCCCUGCUUCCAAGAGGGGUGCCAAAUCCAAGGCUGCCCCCAAGAAGUCAGAUAUUAGUGAUGAUGAGGAUGAUUCCAUCGCUCCUCCUCCCAAGCGUGCCGCAAGCUCGAAAGCUGCAGCUAAGGAGCUAGUUAGCGAUGAUGAGGACGUGGAUGAAGAUGAGGUCGAUUCUCCACCCAAGCCAGCUGCACGCGCAGGCCGUGGUCGUCCGGCAAGAACUGCUGCUGCCAAGCCCAAGAAACCAGUCUAUACUAUCGACUCGGAUGAUGAGGAAGAUGAUGACGAUGUUGAUGAGUCUGCACUAGUGGAAGAUGAUGAAAGCGAGGAUGACUUUAGCGAAUGA
This is a messenger RNA of Sclerotinia sclerotiorum 1980 UF-70, 5541 nucleotides long. RefSeq lists its product as hypothetical. The record is from RefSeq and is a predicted model, not a curated record. Gene Ontology annotation, cellular component: nucleus. Lineage: Eukaryota; Fungi; Ascomycota; Leotiomycetes; Helotiales; Sclerotiniaceae. Gene Ontology annotation, molecular function: ATP binding; DNA binding; DNA topoisomerase type II (double strand cut, ATP-hydrolyzing) activity. Bases 1 to 5541 code for a protein of 1846 amino acids. The transcript is spliced from 4 exons. Gene Ontology annotation, biological process: DNA topological change; sister chromatid segregation; resolution of meiotic recombination intermediates.